AUGAGACUGAAGCCUGUGUGCACAGGGCCUUUCCCCCAGCCUUGCAUCACAAUCGGCCGGGGUUGUGCGCGAGUUGGUGGCCGAGGCUCCCUAGACCAGAGGCUCAGCUGGGGGUGCGGGGUGUGUGUGUGUGGGGGGGCGCGCGCCGGUUCCAACGACCCUGCGAGUCGGUGGAGCGGAGCAGAACGAAGGGUGAGGCGGCAGCAGCCCGGGCCACCCAGCCCCAUGGUCCCCGCCGCCUGCACGCUGCUCUGGGCCCUGCUGCUGAGUCUGGGGUCCGCGGCGGCGGCGGCGGGGCACCAAGGUCAGACGCGAGCCCCGGCAGGGACGCGGGGCGUCAGCCUGAGCUUCGGGAGCCCAGCCCGCAGCCGCAGCAGCAGCAGCAGCAUGUCGCGCUCGGCCCGGACCCGCUUUCCCCGCAGGACCAGGGUGACCGAGGAGGACGAGAGCGACGCCCACGUCACCGCUGACCGCCUGGCUGGCCCAGCCGCUGAGGAGCUGCUGGCCACGGUGACCGGGAUCAGCUCGCCAGCCACGCCCGGCACGGACGAGGAUGAGGACGGUUCUCUGGAAGAGGGGGUGGCGAUCUACGCCAGAAAGAGCCGCACCCCAGGGGCCGGCUCCCAUAAGACCUCCAGCAGAGCGGUCAGUGCCAGUGCCAGCACCACCGGGAAGUUUGCAGCCAACACCCAGGAGCGAGAGAUCAGGCUGUCCACCAGCCUGCCGCCGGCCACCACGAGAUUCACCAGCCAGGAGGGCGACGUGCUGAGCUCCGAGAGCCUGAGCAAGUGGUCCACGGCUGGCUCCAAGCCCAGCGGCUGGCCACGCCUCUCUCCCACGUCCAUGCCGCCCCCUGAGGAUCUGCGGCUGGUGCUAAUGCCCUGGGGCCCGUGGCACUGCCACUGCAAGGCAGGUACCAUGAGCCGGAGCAGGUCUGGGAAGCUGCACGGCCUUUCUGGGCGUCUUCGAGUUGGGGCGCUAAGCCAGCUCCGGACAGAGCACCGGCCUUGCACUUAUGAGCACUGUGCCUGCAACCGGCUCCGGGAAGAAUGUCCCCUGGACUCGAGUCCCUGCCAUGAUUCGAGCUGCAGAUCUCGGGCCGCCACCACCACCAUCACCACCACCACCACCACUUCUCCCAUGCCCCCAAUCCACGAGAGGCGCAGGCCCAGCCCCCUCCCACCCAGCGCCUACCCCAGCCCCAGUGCAGCUCUGGCUUUUUGGAAACGGGUGAGGACCGGUCUGGAGGAUAUUUGGAACAGCCUGUCUUCAGUGUUCACAGAAAUGCAACCAACAGAUAUAAACCAGAGGUAACGGCCACUUCAUCCACAAGAGGCGAUGUCAGCAUCUCAAGCUUUUCUCUUUCAAUCCUAGCACCCACUAGUUAUUUUUAGUACAGAAAAAUAAAACUGAAAAAAAAAA
This is a messenger RNA of Cavia porcellus (domestic guinea pig), 1422 nucleotides long. RefSeq names its product chromosome unknown C1orf56 homolog (gene CUNH1orf56). The record is from RefSeq and is a predicted model, not a curated record. NCBI's taxonomy places the organism in Eukaryota, Metazoa, Chordata, Mammalia, Rodentia, Caviidae. The coding region runs from base 1 to 1314 and encodes 437 amino acids. Gene Ontology annotation, biological process: regulation of cell population proliferation. The transcript has 2 exons.